AUGGCUGGCAGAGUAUCAAAUGUUUUGAAGUCUCGCAAUGACACUACUCAAAAGCCGAAGCAAAAGAGAAAGGCACACAAUGGGUUGAAUGCGCUUGCCAUUGCUGAAGAUCAGUUUCCGACCAAAGCAAAAGUCCGGGCUCAUCGUUUGGGCGAAGUCGAGGAUUUCCCUAAGCGUAAAAGAGACAACGAAGACGACAUCGCGGAUACAAAACGUCGCCGAACAGACGACGACGAGGCGUCCAGUGGUGAUUAUGGGAGCGAUAGUGAUGGCCAUGAGUGGAAAGUAGGCCAGGUCGAUAGCGAUGAUGACAGCGAUAUCGAUAGUGAUGAGGCACUGGGGAGCAGUGACGAAGAACGCUUUGAAGAUUUCACAUUCCGCGGAAGCUCCACCAAACCCAAGACCAAGUCUAAACGAAAGCCUAACACUGUCAGACGAGGCGACAUCGAUCUUUCGGAAGGAUCCGAAUCCGAUGCGAAGUCCGGUGAUGAUGAUGAAGAUUUCGACGACGACUUGGGUGAAGAUGCAGUAGAUUUGGCUACAGCCUGGGAUAUGAACGCACAAGAGGAUGAAAGUGAUAAUGAGGUCUCAACUAAGAAGAAAAAGCCAGCACCCGUUCAUGAACCGUCAGAUAGCGCUGCGUCGGAUAGCGAAUCCGAGGGCGACAGUGACGAUGAGGAAGAAAGUGAUAGCGAUUCUGACACUGAUCUUUCUGUAUCCGACGAUGAAAGAGACGGGAAAGGUGACGGUCUUUCCAAGCUUCAAGAUUUUGUCAGCUCUCUAGGAACUGGCAAUGACAAAGUCAAGUCUCAAAAACAGACUCAUGGCCAGGAGAAUGGAGUGCCAACAGAGUAUGGCUUAACAUCUGCUAAGAAGCUUACUGUCUCGGAUCUCUUGUCCUCGGUGACUGAUUCUCGAUUGAAAGGCUCUUUGAAGCAUUUAAGCUCAGCUCCGGCGGCCAAGGGUGCUAGUUCCGGAUCUCAUGGAAAGUUGACUGCGCCUUUGUCUAAAAGACAACAAGACAAAAUAGAUCGAGCCGCCGCUUAUGAAAAGAGCAAAGAAACAUUGAACAGAUGGAUUGAUACAGUCAAAGCAAAUCGCGAAGCCGAGCAUAUCUCGUUCCCCCUUCCGGAUCCCUAUGAGCAACAAGUUGCAAGACUUGGUCCGGUUGAACCCAAGACAGAUCUCGAAAGCACAAUACAAUCCAUUCUCGUGGAAAGUGGCCUGGCGACUGGCGAAAAGUCCGCCGAGAAACAGUUUCAGGCCGCCGAGGAAUUGGAAACGAGGAAGAUGUCACUGGAAGAAGUUCGUGCUAGGACUGCGGAGCUCCGGAAACGCCGCGAUCUUCUCUUCCGGGAAGAAAUACGUGCGAAAAGGCUCAAGAAGAUCAAGAGUAAAUCGUAUCGUCGCGUGCAUCGAAAGGAGCGCGAGAAGAUGGAAGAAGUGGAACGACAAGCUUUAAUAGAGGCAGGCAUCGAUCCCGAUGAACAAGAAAGAGAAUUGUUUGAUCGUCGACGAGCAGAGGCCCGAAUGGGUACGAAACACAAAGAUAGCAAAUGGGCUAAGAGCUUGAAAGAAACCGGGCGUGCUGCAUGGGAUGAUGAUGCCCGUUCCAGUAUGAACGAUAUGGCCAGGAGAGAUGAAGAGUUGCAACGGCGAAUUGAGGGACGCAAUGUCAAGACAGGCGACGAAGAUUACCUUGGAUCAUCAAGCUCAGAAUCGGAAGAUGAGGCCGACGCAUGGGAUGAAGAAGCAGAUUCUGAGGCGGAGGCACGGCGCAUAAACCGAGACUUGGAUGCUCUUGAUGAUCAGGUUGACUCGGAGCUGGCGGGACCACAUUCAAAACUACUGUCUAUGAGCUUCAUGCAAAAGGCCGAAGCUAGCAGAAAACAACAAAACGAAGAAGAAAUAAAGAAACUACGGCGUGAAGCUAAUGGCGACGAAGAAGAUCUAUCUGAGGAAGAAGAGGGUGGUCGAAGGAAGUUCGGUGCUUCUAAGCCUACCGUAAUGCAAGAUCCCGCUCGAUCUCGCAGUAAGAAUGAAUUCGAGGAGACCAUUGCUUCUGAAGAUGAGGAUCUUGAAAAUGAGGCUACAGAAGGAGGUACUACUACCGGCUUCGCCAAAAGCAAAGCCAAGCCGAAGGUCGGAACUGUAUCCAAGCCUACAAAGGCCAAGGAGUCGAGACCAAUUAUCGAAGAGGCAGAGAAAGAAGAAGUCGAGAAUCCUUGGCUUGUUCAAAAUACUCGCACAAAUAGAAAACGCAAUACUGACGAUGCCGACCAAGGCAUUAACAUCGCCGUUGACGAUCAAGAGCAGACGGCUGCGGCUAAUGGCAACAAGGCUUCAAGCGGGCAAAAGUCACAGAAACCCAAGACUCAAAAGCCUCGAGUUACUAUCCAGAAAGAAGACUCAGGCAGUGACAGUGAUGGUGACGAUGCUCCAGUGCUUUUGACGAACCAUGAUCUCGUAAAAAGAGCGUUCGCCGGCGACGAUGUUGUGGAAGACUUUGAGCGUGAGAAGGAGGAGGCUAUUGAAGAAGAAGGCGACAAGAUCAUUGACAACACAUUACCGGGCUGGGGCAGCUGGACUGGUGCCGGCAUCAGCAAGAAGCAACAAAAGCGUCAGAAGCGGUUCCUCACCAAAGUUGAAGGGAUCAAGCCUGAGCAGCGUAAAGACGCGAAACUCGGACAUGUGAUCAUCAACGAGAAGAGAGUCAAGAAGAACGUGAAAUACAUGGCUACACAAUUGCCGCAUCCUUUUGAGAACAAGCAGCAGUACGAGAGGUCUCUUCGUCAACCGAUUGGGCCUGAAUGGUCUACAUCGGACACGUUCCACGAGUCCACCAAACCUCGCGUCGUCCGGCAUGGGCGGUGGUGGGGAGCAAGCCCUCCUAUUGGCCCAGACAGCAUACCUAAGCAUGCAUAUGUCUUCAAUCCGGCCGGAAAUGGGAUCUUGUUUACUCUCACACAUUCCUUCUUGAACUCUAUCCCCUCGAUUAAUCUUCAAAGGUACACCGUCCAGGUCACAUCGGGCCAUCCAUAUCUGACGCCAUCGCCAACUGCGUAUUCAAUCCCUAAGAGUACGCCUGUGUCAAAGAGUGCUACAAGCUUUAGAACACUGUAUCCUCCCCAGUCUGCAAGGCUUACCAAUAUCCAGACGCAAGGAAUUUACGAGUCUAGAUUGGAGACAGAAGGGCAUCCAUCGUUACCCCCUUUCCCUUAUCCAUCCAUUAGUUUGGACAGCAUCCAGUCGCUUGGUGACUUCACUUCCUCUCAGUCUUUUAUUAUUCCUUUUGCUGCAGUGAAAACGACAACAGUUGUGGAAACAAUCACCGUGACUGUCAGCGCAAAUCCCGCCAUCCUCUCAUUAAGGACAAGUCUACCUGCAUUACUCAGCAGUCUAGGAAUUCAAGCACCAUCUCAUUCUGCAACGAAAUCUCCCGCUUCUCUCCAAAGAAUGGAUGCGCAAGACGUUUUUGAAACAGUGUCGUUGGAUGCUGUGCCAACGAACAUUGCAACCAAGGAAGAUCACCCUGUUCCCCGAACCGGGAUUGUAAACACUACUUCCCCAAUAGAGACAAAUAAAUUCUACGCGAAUUUUUUCCUGGAGAACCAGACGACUUCGUCUUUCACUCAACCUUACUCAUUGGCAUGGUGCCGAGGUGUUGGGAAUGCGGCGAGUUGGGGCCUGGCUAUCUCGCAUACUGACAUUGAUCAACUGGUCUAUGGCAACCAAAGCCAAGUUCUUCCCGGAAGACCAGUGGAAUACUACCUGAACCCUGUGGGAUUGCAAUCUAUCGCUCUAUCAGCCAGUGAACUUGGGAAUUCUACCGUUCUAAACACGGAUCGAUUAACAGGAUUCUCGGCUGAUGUUAUUCUGCGGCCCUCUAACCAGUCAAGCCAAAGCAUCACUUUCCCUGUUCUUCAGGGUAUGGGUUUCGUUACCGGUAUUUAUCAGGGGUUGCAGCCACUUGUUCAAAGCUCUAUCAUUUUUCGAGACCUAGUGUGCAUUGGCGCUGUUGGCCAAGGAUCGUACAAAUACCGUGUGACGCUGGAAGAUGGUAAAAGUUGGCUGUUUUAUGUCACACCUGACAACGACAACGGGGUGCUGCCGGAUUUCAAUUUCACGUCAAGCACCACCAUCCAAGGACCAGGCAACUUUUCUGGCAUCUUGCAAGUCGCAAAAAAUCCAGCCGGCGAUGUAGGAGAGGGCGUGUACGACCGAAGUGCUGGCGUCUAUGCCAGAUCGGCCAGUAUCUCUGGAGUGGUGAGUAAUUCGACAGCCACGUAUCAAUUGACUUGGGACAAGGUGGGACAUAAUAGCAAUACUUCUCUAUUAAUGUUUGCCUUGCCGCAUCACAUUGAAUCAUUUGACGCGCAGACAAGGGCUGGUCUACAACCAGUUCAACUUCGCUCUACCACCAAAGGCAAUAUGACCGCUGUUGCGGCAGACAGCUGGACGAUGAUUGAAGACGAAUUGCCAAUUGACAUAGACUUUGCGCCAUGGUCACCAAGGUUUGGCAAAAUCGACCAACUCUCUUCGGACGUUCAGCAGACCAUUCGUGCCGCCGCGGACAGCGAGCUGACACCCGACGUAGACGGACAAAGCAAUCUGAACAGCAUGUACUAUAGCGGCAAAGUCUUGAGCAAGUUUGCCACAUUAGUAUACACAGUUCAUACGCUUGCCGAUGAUCCAGAUCGUGCGUCAGCUACACUCGAUGGUCUCAAGAAGGCUUUUGCGCGCUUCGUGAACAAUGAGCAGCAGUUUCCCUUGGCAUAUGACGAGUCAUGGAAAGGCGUGGUAUCCAGUGCGGCAUAUGAGACGAAUGAUUUGAACCAGGAUUUUGGGAAUUCGGGAUACAACGACCAUCACUUCCACUAUGGAUACUUCAUCCACGCUGCAGCCAUCAUUGGCACCCUAGACCCGUCUUGGAUUGACUCAAAUAAGGCGUGGGUGAACAUGUUGGUUCGAGAUGCUGGCAACCCUGCAACUAAUGAUCCAUCGUUCCCAUUUUCACGAGCAUUCGACUGGUUUCAUGGGCAUUCAUGGGCAAAGGGUCUGUUCGCCUCGGCUGACGGCAAAGAUCAGGAGUCGACAUCGGAAGAUGCCAUGUUUGCAUAUGCCAUUAAGAUGUGGGGGAAGACCAUUGGGGAUAAGAGUAUGGAAGCCAGAGGGAACCUGAUGCUGGCUUUGCUUCGACGGUCUUUCAAAAACUAUUUCCUCAUGGAAGAUGGCAAUUCAAACCACCCGAGCAACUUUUGCGAUAACAAAGUGACUGGAAUCUUGUUCGAGAACAAGGCCCAUCAUACUACUUACUUUGGCACCAACCUCGAGUUCAUCCAAGGAAUUCAUAUGCUCCCACUCCUGCCUUCCUCUGCAUACACACGCAAUGAAACCUUUGUGAAACAAGAGUGGGAUGCCAUGUUUGCUACCAAUUCGUGCACUCCAGCUUCGACAGUCACAUCUGGCGGCUGGAAAGGAGUGCUAUACGCCAACUACGCAAUCAUAGAUCCGAGGGAAUCGUACGAUUUCUUCAAUACUUCAGGUUUUAACAUGACCUGGAUCGAUGGUGGAGCUACACGUACAUGGUAUCUCGCAUACGCUGCAGCAAGGUUGAACGACCAUGAAAUGCUAGAGAUGCCUUCGCUUUCGAUCCGCCGGAAGCAGAGUACAAGGUUGAACGACCAUGAAAUGCUAGAGAUGCCUUCGCUUUCGAUCCGCCGGAAGCAGAGUACUACUCUUAAGAAAACGACCCUACAAAUCCCCGUCUGCGACACAGCAGCACAGGCAAUGCCCUCAUUUUCUGGACCGUGCCUCAGGUGUUACGACAAGAAGAGGAAGAGGAGUAGGAUGUCGCAUGUCGUGGAAGAAACCAGCUAUCCAAAUGUUCUUUUCUUCACGCAGGCGUCCAGACUGGCCGAGUCGAGAAAACGGGGUGGUCACGGUAUUACCAGGAUUACAGGCAUGUGCAGGCGCUCUGGCUGCGUGCCGGCGUAUGCGGGUGUAAAAUACACGAGAUACGAUGCAGACCCGCCGCCUGUGCAUGGACGGGCCAAUGGGAACGCGGCGCCAGUGAGGCUGUGCAAGCUCGCUGCGUCAUUCUGGGGCUUUUCUCUUCUUGCUUCUCUCAUUGCUCACUCCUCGGUGCUUCAGUCUCUCGUUGCUCAAUGGCGCUGUCUCGCUGACCCUGGCGAACCAACCCCGUUGCAUCCUACAGCUCCGAAUACUUCUUCAUCUUCGUCCACGAGGAACAUCUUCCGGGCGUUCCACAGGGUCGGCUCUACUCAAUCCAGCAUGACUAGAAAUGGCUCAAUCGACGUCCAUGAGCGUUCAUCGCUGCUGCUGCACCCUCGUACAGUCCAUGAGGAGCGCUUGCCUCCAGCUUCGCCUUACCUAGAUGACCCGCGUUUCUGGGUUCGCUGGCCAGCCCACGUGGCGUACCUCACCUGGGCAACGCUGGCGAGCAACUAUGUCAACCUCCUCUUGGUCUUCGUGCCGCUGGGCAUUGUCUCCGGCGUGUUGCAAUGGAGUCCAGCGACUGUCUUCACCCUAAACUUUCUUGCCAUUAUACCCCUCGCUUCGCUCUUGAGUUUCGCAACCGAGGAGCUGGCCGCCGUCAUGGGUCAGACCCUAGGCGGCCUGAUGAAUGCGACGUUUGGAAACGCGGUAGAAUUGAUUGUAAGCAUUGUCGCGUUAAAGGACAACCAAAUCCGUGUCGUUCAAGCGAGUAUGCUUGGGAGUAUUCUGUCAAAUAUACUGCUAGUGCUUGGCUGCUGUUUCUUAAUCGGGGGUAUUCGUUUCCCUGAGCAGGAGUUCAACACCACCGUUGCCUCAACUAUGUCGUCCUUGAUGGCGGUUGCUUCGGCCUCUCUUAUCAUUCCAGCUUCUCUGUUUGCGGCUAUGUCAGACUCCUACAACACCGCCCCCGAAAACACAAGGAACAGCAUUCUCCUCUUAUCCCGCGGCACGGCCAUCAUUCUUUUGGUUCUCUAUGUUUUGUAUUUGGUUUUUCAGCUGAAAACCCACUCUCGCUUUUUUGAGGAUCAACAGAGCGCCGUAGUUGAGGCUGAAGCUGGUGCUGCUGAAGCCGAACCGGAAGCCGAGGAUCACAUUCUUAACCCGUUUGCUGCCGGUGUAGCUCUGAUUGUUAUUACUAUCAUGGUUGCAAUCUGCGCAGAGUAUCUCGUUGGCAGCAUUGAAGGUAUGGUAGAAAAGACCGGCAUGAGCAAAACCUUUAUUGGUCUGGUUUUGAUUCCCAUUGUGGGCAAUGCCGCUGAGCAUGUCACUGCUGUCGUGGUGGCAUAUAAGAACAAGAUGGAUUUGGCUAUUGGUGUCGCUAUUGGAAGCAGUCUGCAAAUCGCGCUCUUCGUCACUCCAUUCCUUGUUAUUCUCGGCUGGAUUAUGGGCGUGGAUAUGACAUUGCACUUCCACAUCUUCGAAACAGUCUCCUUUUUUAUUUCUGCUCUGGUUGUUAUCUUCCUCAUUCAAGAUGGAAAGUCUAACUACCUGGAGGGCGGUUUGUGUCUGGGAAUGUACAUCAUUCUUGCGAUUGCCUUCUACGUCUAUCCAGAUGACACGGUAAAUUGA
Molecule: messenger RNA, 7587 nt
Organism: Talaromyces atroroseus
Lineage: Eukaryota; Fungi; Ascomycota; Eurotiomycetes; Eurotiales; Trichocomaceae
Exons: 16
Coding region: 1-7587 (2528 amino acids)
Biological process (GO): calcium ion transport; transmembrane transport
Cellular component (GO): membrane; cell surface
Molecular function (GO): glucan endo-1,3-beta-D-glucosidase activity; calcium:proton antiporter activity; endo-1,3(4)-beta-glucanase activity
Source: RefSeq, a predicted model, not a curated record